GCGUAUUAACUUCUCGCUGAUCGACACUGCUCGAUAGACCUCGUAAGAUUCUACUGGCUGAACUGUGCAAGACGAGUUUUCUCUCUGCCUUUGCUAAGGCUAAGCUUCCGAAAAAUAAAAUACGUAUUUGUUUUUCUCUUCGUCUUUCACAAUCCACAUGCUAGAUACACAGAAUGUUGCGGCUGAGCAACCCGAGGCAGGCUACGCUGCACAGGAAUUAGCUCGUACAGAUGCACACACUGCACACUUGCUUUCGCAAAUAGCGUUUCUGCACUGCGAGGUGGAGAGACUGGAAGAUCAACUUGCAACACUUCGAACGAAAUCUUUUUCGGACGCUCGAAAGGCAAUUCAGCAGUACGAAGAGGCAGUCGCGCAGAAGAACUCCGAAAUUGAAGAACUGCGGCGCAAAAGCAGUGGACAAAGUGACGGCGCAGAACUGCUGAAACGCUGCAAGCUUCUGGAGAAGCAGCUGGCAACUGUGAAUAGCGAAAAAAGCGUUGCCUGCAUCGAGAAGAAUGAGUUGCAGACAAAAGUUCGUAAAUUAGGGGUUCUCUUGAAAACGAGAAAGCAGGAGUACGCGGUUGCGCAGCGCAGCGCCGAUGACAACGAUGUCGAACGUUCUUCUGUUAUUACGGCUUUGAAAAUGGCGAUUGAAGGGUUAGCAGAGGAGAGGGAUGCAUUAAAACACCAAGUCACGGAAGCACAGAAACGUGCGAAGGUGCAACGGGACGACAAAUACGUCGGCACCGAAAAUGCGUCGCUUUCUAUGGAGGUGCAAACGGACGUGGUGGAGCGCGCAACGCAGGCGUGUCAAGUGAAUACAGCGCAACCGGAAAAGGAUAGCGUGGCUGCGGAGCAGCCUGCUGCGUACAGCUUACAAGCGCUACUGGAAGAAAAGACCCGAGAGUGUGACGAUUUGCGUAGCCGGCUGGAUGACCUGAGCGCAGUUCAAAAGGACGCCGUGGCAAUGUUAGACUCUGCAAAACGACAGCUUUCUGAUGAGGUAGAGCAAAGGCGACUAGCGAUGAGUGAUGCGGAAAAUCUGUCUGUGCAAAUGCGCGGCUUGCAGCAAAGAUGCAGUGAUCAAACUGCUGCGGAGAGAAUGCUGGGCGAACGGAUAGGCAUCCUCGAAGACGAAAAGCAACGACUCGUCGUGGAAAAGGCACGCAUCGAACGCGACAGGGACACCUGGGAAGAGCAACUCCGCCAGUACGAACGGGAUGUGUCGCAACUAUCCGUGACGAAGAACCAUGCGAAUCAGCAGCUUGGUUUACUUGCGAACGAAAGCGAGAAUUUGCGAGCGGAGUUGCUGCGGUUCUCGGAGAGAGAAGCACAAAUGGCCUACUCUCUAAAGGCGAAAGACGCCGAAGUACAAGAAAUACUGAUGUCAUAUCAGAAGGUCGCCCAGGAAAACGAGUCGCUUUUGGAGAAUCAGCGCUUUCUCGAAAGGGAGCUCGACAACGUUCGCGCCUUGAUGGCCUCAAAAGAGGAAGGUAUGAUUUACUUGCAAGAACAGCUGCAGUCGCUACAUUUGCGAGAGCAGCAGCUGACGUUAGACCUGCAGUCAUUUGAAUAUGAAAAUGAGACACUACACCAACGCCUUGCGCGCUCCGACGAUGAGUCAACCGGUCUGGAGCGAAAGUGCGACGAUCUUCAGCAGAUGGUGAAUGCCAAAGAUCGCUCUCUCGAAGAGCUACACCAAAGCCUAAGAGAAUUAAGCAAUCAGGUCAUUUACAAAGAGAACGAGAACCUUCUCUUACGCCAGCGCUGCGACGAGAUGAUUAACGAUGCGACUCGUCAGCGUGCACAAUUGGCAAACGAGAGGAAUCAUGUGCAGGAGCUUGAGGAGGCCAACGCCCGUCUUGUUGCCCGCGAAGUUCUUUCGUUCGAUAGCCAGCAAAGGCAAAUGCAUGAUUCUGAGGAACUGGAUCGGGAGCGUGAAGCAAGACUUGUUGCUGAAGAAGAACGCGACAAAGCUGGAAAAUUGUACGAUGAUCUUCAAGCGGAACAUGAAGAAUUAGAAAGGAAAGUGUCCGCCAUAGAGAACGCUCUACGUGAAGCCACCGAGUCGAAAGAGCGACUGCACAAAAUUGUUAUGGAACAAAACGAGGCACUUGCCCAUUUAUCAAAGUAG
Molecule: messenger RNA, 2134 nt
Organism: Leptomonas pyrrhocoris
Lineage: Eukaryota; Euglenozoa; Kinetoplastea; Trypanosomatida; Trypanosomatidae
Exons: 1
Coding region: 158-2134 (658 amino acids)
Source: RefSeq, a predicted model, not a curated record